Molecule: messenger RNA, 3424 nt
Organism: Ictalurus punctatus (channel catfish)
Lineage: Eukaryota; Metazoa; Chordata; Actinopteri; Siluriformes; Ictaluridae
Product: nuclear factor 1 X-type
Exons: 6
Coding region: 949-1740 (263 amino acids)
Biological process (GO): regulation of transcription by RNA polymerase II
Cellular component (GO): nucleus
Molecular function (GO): DNA-binding transcription factor activity, RNA polymerase II-specific; RNA polymerase II cis-regulatory region sequence-specific DNA binding
Source: RefSeq, a predicted model, not a curated record
UGUGUGUGUUGAUAGAGUCCAGUGUUUAACGUUCUCGUCUCGCGCCUGCGACGGAGGAGGUGUUGAAGCAAAAUAGGGAACCGGGGGGUCCCGUUACCGUAAAAAAAAAAGAAAAGAAAAAAAAACCAACAAACACAGCGAGAGGGAGAGAGAGAGAGAGAGAGAGAGAGAGAGAGAGAGAGAGAGAGAGAGAGAGAGAGAAGAGGAAAAGAAGACGGAAAGAAAGACGUGAUUAAGACAUGAAGCGAGAAGAGCCGUAAUUUCCAUCUUUAAUACUCACCGGUGCGCUUUAGGAGGCGCGUCGCCGCUCAGCGUGUGUGUGUGCGCGCGAGCGCGCGUGCGUGAAUGUGUGUGUGAGUGUGUGUGUGUGAGAGAGAGAGAGAGAGAGAGAGAGAGAGUGUGUGUGUGUGUGUGUUUUAAUGAAAAAAAAAAAUUGAACACCGGAAGUCUCGCGACUGUGUUUCGUCGUCGAAGUUCCACGCUCAGUAGUUGCGGGAGUGUGUGCGGGAGUGUGUGCGGUGUCCUGUCACGCGCCGCCGCCGCCGCUGCUGAUGGUGUCGGGAUGAAGAAUCACUCACAGUGAACCGGAAUCGUGCAGAAGUCUCGAGGUCGCAGAUAAUCCGCCCGCGUUCCUGUUCUCCGCCUGAGAGACAAACAGAGAGAACUGACUGAAUAUAUCUAUAGAGAACGAAGAAGAAGAGAGAGGGAAAGACGGGACGAAGAGACGAGGAGACUCUGGGCUCGGGGCCGACUUGUUGAGUUCUUUUCUGUCGGUUCCGGUAUCACCGAAGAGAUCGCGAGCCGUGCACCCGUUCACCCCGCGCCUUCUUCCUCUCCACUGGGCGCUCCUUUCUUUCUUUCUUUUUUUUUUUGUGUGGAAAAGCCGACUUUUUUUGAGGGGAAAUGGGUGUUUGAGACUGUUGGCAAUUUCCCCUUCACAACACAACAAUGGCCACGGAGUCGUAUCUGGUGCAUGAAGAGGCGAGCCGAGGAGCCGCGCUGCCCGAGUGCUUCCUGGUCCCAGACACUUACAGGGAUGAGUUCCACCCGUUCAUCGAGGCGCUCCUGCCGCACGUGCGCGCCUUCUCCUACACCUGGUUCAACUUGCAGGCACGCAAGCGCAAGUACUUCAAGAAGCACGAGAAGCGCAUGUCCAAGGACGAGGAGCGCGCCGUGAAGGACGAGCUGCUGGGCGAGAAGCCCGAGAUCAAGCAGAAGUGGGCAUCGCGCCUCCUCGCCAAGCUGCGCAAGGACAUCCGGCCCGAGUUCCGCGAAGACUUCGUGCUCAGCGUGACGGGCAAGAAGGCGCCGUGCUGCGUGCUCUCCAACCCCGACCAGAAAGGCAAGAUGAGGCGAAUCGACUGCCUGAGGCAGGCCGACAAGGUGUGGAGGCUCGACCUGGUCAUGGUGAUCCUGUUUAAAGGCAGCCCGCUGGAGAGCACAGACGGAGAGCGGCUCGUCAAGUCGCCGCAGUGCUCCAACCACACCCUGUGCGUGCAGCCGCACCACAUCGGCGUCUCGGUCAAAGAGCUCGACCUCUACCUGGCCUACUUCGUCCACUCGCCAGAAUCAGGACAAUCAGACAGUUCCAGCCAACAGGCAGACUCGGACAUCAAACCCCCACCCAACGGGCAUUUGAGCUUCCAGGACUGCUUCGUCACAUCGGGGGUUUGGAACGCAGCCGAGCUCGUACGAGUUUCACAGAGUCGUCCAGAAAUGACCUUGAAUCUGACAGCAUGAUUGCCUGCCGAACAGCAGCAAUUAAAUCCGCACGUCUCAUUGGACGUCCUGCUUAGCUCCACCUCACAAACCUGAAACUGUUGAACCCAGAGGGACAAGAAUAGCGUUCGGUUUAAGAUUUUGGAUGACAAAGUGGCACGACGUGCGUGUGUCUGUCUGCGUAACAGCCGAGUCCACGCGGUGCUGGUUGAAAGACUAGCUCUGUCCGCUUGCCCUCCAACACAAAGCUGAUAUGUGUGAAGUAACUGUGGAGAACAAACCCACAGCAGUAGGUGCACUGAACCACACAGUCAUGCAGGGAGACGACCUCAACAGCGCCACCGUUUCAUUUGGGUCCUGGAUGGGACGUUUCAGGCUGUAAUCGUCGUUCCGAAGGGAGAGUCGUCCUGUAAUAUAACCACUAACGGGUCGGGAGGACACGUCCGCUAGACCAACAAACCGGCUUGGCAUCCACGCAGUGCUUUUUUUGCCGUAGCAUCACGCCGGGAUUUCAAUUUUAAGUGCAAAAAUAAGUACAAAAACAAGAGCGCGGCGUCGACGCGCGUGGGCGUGGCGGUCACAUCCUCGGUGCUUUCCAGGACCGUCGGCACAGGCGGUGACUUGGCGAAGAGCGGGAUAAUUGUGGUUAGGCGUGCCUCUGCAGCAUCCAAUCAAAUCAUUCCCUUUUAAAGCAUAGAAACAUCGCGUGCGUCAUCCAACGUGACAUUUCCCUGCUGACGUAAGGUUCGGUUUUACUUUACUUAGAUGACACGUUUAAUAUGGUAGCGGCUAAAAUAACCAACAGGCAGUCAGAAUGAAAAAUCUAAACCAAAAAUGAAUAAAUAAACAAAACACGUGGCGGACGAUCUCUUGGCCUACGAAUGUGAGUAGCUCGUUAUCGUUGUAGCUCUCAAAGGAUUCGCGAUUUUCGACGUCGUUUGACGUUCUGCGUACGGUUUGUUCGGGUCUGACGACUUUUAAGUGUUUCAUGAUUGGAAAAACUCAUUUGGCCGAGUCACCGGUGUCCCAGUGUGUAGCGAGCCAGGGUCCUUAGCGGUCCCCGGACCCGUGUACACGAUAUACUGACUCAGGACCUAGGGAGCCUAGCGCGCUGAUUGAGACGCAGCAGGAGGGUGAUGUCCGUAGGGUUUUUCUAUACACAGUAAAACCGGAUAAGUUCAUUUAACUCGAAAAAUUUGAAGGAAUAAAAUGACCUAAAAAUUUUAUAUUUAAGUUAUAUUUUCGACAGAGCCGAAUAAAACAGCGAUAUGACUUAGCGUCGUCGUUGCCGUGGAGCGCAGCCGCUCGACGGUUCUGACGAAGCUCUGUAAAAUCCUCUAUUAACACGCUUUAAAUGACUCUUAUUAUGUUCAUUUGGUUGGUUUGGACCGAAUGAGUUUAUUAGAAACCAGUCCAGUGGGCGAGUGCAAGCUGAAAUGUCUGCAGGAGCAAGUGGGUGUGGGAUUAAAAAAACAAAAGAAAAAAAGGAGUCCCACACACGGCUCACAACUCGAACCCUUUUAUCGUCUCUUCAUUUGAUGCGAGAGAAAAAAAGAACUCGGACGUGUUCGUUAGAAACCGUUCUCAAAGCCGGUUCGAAACGUUCGAAAGUGCUCACUUACUCAGUGAUAUGUGUAUGUAAAUAGAGUGUUUGUAACUCUGAUCGUUGUCUCUAUCCUCGCUCUGUCGUUUCCCCAUCACUCUU